AGCCAAUCAGAAUCAAGGAAAGAUGUCAGAUCUGACAACUUGUCAGACUAAAAUGUUGAUGAAACGGUCCCCAGGUUGCGGCUAGGCUGAGAAUGGAUGCACCACACAUGAUGUCCAUCCAUUGUGUGGUGCAUCGCAUUGCUCUAGGGGUCUCCCAGGCUGCUGAGCAAAUAGACAAGGUGAGGAGGUACAAUCGGAUGCUGCAGCAGUUAUAUAGUUUCUACAGUACGGGUCCUGUCAGGAUGGCUGGACUCAAAGAGAACUGCAGAAAAUCCUGGAGGAUCCCGUCAUUAAGCUGAAAGAGCCCCAAAAUGUCCGCUGGUUGAGCCAUUUUGCUGCGGUCAUGGCAGUAAGGAGGAGUCUCAAUUCAUGAAUCGCCAGCCUGGAACGAGAGGCGACAGAGAGACGAUGUCUCAGCAAGUGGAUUGGCACGAGAGGUGAAGUCCUUUGACUUCCUGGCAUGCACAGCGAUGCUGUUCAUUACAAACUUAUUGAUAGGAUAACCAGCAACCUAGAGGUACGGUGCCCAGACUCGGAGCUACUAAGGGCCUUCGAGGUGUUUGGAGACACUGAUGCCGAUUUCGACAUACGUGAAGGCAGCAGUUGUCAGGUAUUAAUAAGACAGAAAAUGUUUUUUUAACAAGAUGUUAAAAUCGUCGGAGGCCACCUACUGUUUAGAUACUAAUACACCUUCGCCCAUUGUGUAUAGUUGAUCGAGGCAAUAUUCCUCUUCCAAUUCAGUUAUUCAGUCUCAGAGGAUGAAGUGAAGGAAUCUCCCCCAUCUAUUGCUGCUGUGACCAAAAGCCUUAAAGAAGCAAUAGCGAAUUUGAAUGGCGCAGUGAAAUCAGUUGUGGAAAGUGUGCAAAAAGAGAAAGCUUUAGAAUAUCAAGGCCAGCGCAUUGAUGACCUUGAAAAGAAAAACAAGAAUCUGGAAGGGAGAAUGGAGAAAAUGGAAAAACUUGAUACUCCAUUGCAGAAAAAGGUUGAUCAUCAAAAGGCGGAGAGUAAUAAAGCUGAGAGGUUCUCCAGGCACAAUAGUUGCUGUCUGGUAGGCUUACCAGAACUUUCCGAAGAGGAGGAGUGCAACAAGCUGGUUCAUCCGUGUCCAUAAAGCAGUACAACAGGAACAAACCCGCUAAGUAUGGAUUACUAUUCCGAGCCAUGAAUUCAGCAAGGUAUGCAUACACAUUCGUCACCCUCCCCUACAGUGGCAAACCAACCGAAGCGCCAACGGCAGACUACAUCACCGGAACAGAGGAAAUCGUUCAGUAUUUAGUGAACAAGAUGAAGGAAUAUAACCAUGUCCAAGGAAGGAACAUCACCAUGGAUCGUUUCUACACCUCACUAUCCUUGGCAGACUGGCUGUUUACAGAGGUCAACGCAACAAUAAUUGGCACCAUGAUGAUAAAUCGUAAGGGUAUACCAGCUGAAGUCAAACCGACAGCAGGGAGAGAUGAGUUCUCAUACGAGGUCUACUGGAAUGUCGAGAAUCAACAGAUGAGCCUUCAUUCAUACAUGUAUGUGGUACGAACCAAGAGCACUGGCCCUCGUAACGUGCUUGUCCUGACCACGAUGAAGCCAAUUCUAGGAACGACUACUGAUGGUGGGAAGCAUAAACCUGCUAUUUUCAAGCUCUAUGACUUCACCAAAGGAGGAACUGAUAUAGUGGAUCAACGAAUGCAAACCUACACCACGAAGGCGAAGUCCAACAGAUGGACAAUGGUGGCAUUCUAUUACCUGCUGGACACAUGUAGAGUCAAUGCCCAAUCCAUUUUGUCAAUGAACCAGGGACUUGAUCCACGGAAGGCAUCAUCUUUCGAGUUUGGAUGGGACUUGGUUGAGAGCCUUGUAGUACCUUACAUCCAGCAGCGACCAACAGUAGGCCUUCCAACAUCUGUUCUCCGAAAGAUGAAAUUCUUUACUGGGGAACCUGUACCAAGAGAGAGGAUUGCCCUAGCAUUCGACAAAGUAGGAAGCAGAAAGCGGUGCACUACAUGUGUAGAUGACAGCCAUGGUGAAGGUCAUAAAAAAGAAAAGCCUUCCAAAGAUGACAUCGCAGUGCCAAAUGUGUGGAAAGACAACCUGCAAGACCCACUCAGUCAUCCAAUGCAAAUCUUGCGCAUUCGAAUCUGCAUAAAGACUCUCAAACAUGAUUGUCACCAUACACAUGGACAAAUCAAUAAUACUUUAUAGUUUAUUUGCCAAUCAUUUGCCUAAUUUAUAGUACUUUACUUUCAACUUCACAUGAUUGAGAAACACCUCUGACGUAAACAUGUUGAUCAAGUUGAUGAAAAUGCAAAGUUCAAAAAAACAAUUCAAAAACUUUUACCAUCACACUUGCCAUUUUACUGUAAUAACCAGACUGUUAUUUAUAUUUUUUUUUUCACAUUGUGUUUUGUAAACAUGAAAGUAAAUGUCAUGUUUGUUUUGUUGAGACAUUUGAUGUGGGACGAAACUGGAAGAUAAAGAUAAAUUGAUACCUUUCCCAAAUAAUUUUUUGGUGUAAUUUCUUUUCACGUUUGUCACUAAGUACCAAUGAGUGAAUGUGAAUGAUGCGUAUGAAUGGCUAAUUUGCAUAAUCUGCAUACUAAUUGUUUUUUUUUUAUUUUAGCUUGAAAAUAUAGUGGUACAUAAAGAAACAGUGCAAUUUUUGAUACAAAUGUAUUUUUGAGCAAUAUAAAAUGAAAUGUGGUUGUAAUUUUGUCAAAUAGCAAAAGACGCUUGACGAAAAACAAAGAAAUACA
Molecule: messenger RNA, 2744 nt
Organism: Lytechinus variegatus (green sea urchin)
Lineage: Eukaryota; Metazoa; Echinodermata; Echinoidea; Temnopleuroida; Toxopneustidae
Exons: 2
Coding region: 1162-2193 (343 amino acids)
Source: RefSeq, a predicted model, not a curated record